CUCAAAACUCGUUAAUGUCGAGUUCUGCGUCGGCACCGCUGAGCCAGGCUGAGUCGGCAACUCGGACGACGCCGACAAUGUCGUCGACUGCUGCGUCCAACGACGUUAUUCCGGACGAGCUGCGGUCGACGUGGCCGCAGCGCGCGUGGACGCUGGCCGGCUCGGCAGCCAUCCUCGCCUCCUUCCUCACGACAGCGCGCCUCGUCGGGGCCUCCGGCUCCGCCGGCGCCGACCUGCUCGCCGCGGCGAUGGCGGCCUUCGCCGGCUACUCCCUUGCCGACCUCGCCACGGGGGUGUACCACUGGUUCAUCGACAACUACGGCGGCGCGGGUACACCCAUCCUCGGCGCGCAGAUCGUCGCGUUCCAGGACCACCACCUCCACCCCUCCGCCAUCACGCGCCUGGAGCCCUGCAACAACCUGCAUGUGGUCGCCGGCGCGGUGGCGGUCGCGCUGCCGGCCGUGGGCGCCGCGCUCUCCGCCGCGCGCGCCCAUGCGGCGGCGCACGCGUGCGCCUGCGCGUUCGCGGCGUGCGUCGUGCUGAGCGUGCAGUUCCACGCGUGGGCGCACGAGAGGCGGCCGUCGAGGCUGCCGCCCGGCGUCGCGGCGCUGCAGGCCGCCGGCGUGCUCGUGUCGCGGCCGCAGCACGCCGAGCACCACCGCCCGCCGUACAACACCAACUACUGCACCGUCAGCGGCAUGUGGAACCGGGUGCUCGACGGAUGCAAGGUGUUCGAGGCCCUGGAGAAGGUGAUCUACCUUGCUACAGGUGUCAAGCCGCGGUCGUGGCGUGGGGAUGAAGAUGUGAAAUAAUGGGCAGAAUUCAGUAGAGGUGACGAUGGCUUGCUAAUGAUGAUGCUGAUGAGCAUAUGCCACACAAGGGACCAAAGGCCAUACAACCCAAGAAUUCGUAAGUAAUGAUUCAUGUAUCAA
Molecule: messenger RNA, 932 nt
Organism: Setaria italica (foxtail millet)
Lineage: Eukaryota; Viridiplantae; Streptophyta; Magnoliopsida; Poales; Poaceae
Product: fatty acid desaturase 4, chloroplastic
Exons: 1
Coding region: 15-812 (265 amino acids)
Source: RefSeq, a predicted model, not a curated record